CCGCCAUUAGUCAUUUGUGGACAGGAAACUGAGCCGUACAGCCUUAGCGACCGGUCAGAUUUUUGGUUCCUAUUCUCCAGUUCGGCAUCGUAUUAAAGACACGGAAGCAUGGCCGCUGCUGAGCAGGAGAUGCCCACCUUCAAGCUGGUGCUUGUUGGUGAUGGAGGUACUGGCAAGACCACCUUUGUGAAGCGCCAUCUCACUGGAGAAUUUGAGAAGAAAUAUGUUGCCACCUUGGGGGUAGAGGUUCAUCCCAUUGUGUUCCACACCAAUAGAGGACAGAUUAAGUUCAACGUAUGGGACACAGCUGGGCAGGAGAAGUUGGGAGGUCUCCGUGACGGUUAUUACAUCCAGGCCCACUGCGCCAUCAUUAUGUUUGACGUGACCUCACGUGUUACUUACAAAAAUGUGCCCAACUGGCAUAGGGAUCUCGUCCGGGUGUGCGAAAAUAUCCCCAUAGUUUUGUGCGGAAACAAGGUUGAUGUCAAGGACAGGAAAGUCAAAGCAAAGUCUAUCAUUUUCCACAGAAAGAAGAAUCUCCAGUACUACGACAUUUCGGCCAAGUCCAACUACAACUUCGAGAAGCCUUUCCUGUGGCUGGCCCGUAAGCUGAUUGGUGAUCCCAACCUAGAGUUUGUGGCCAUGCCUGCCCUCUUGCCCCCCGAGGUUCAAAUGGAUCCUCAGUGGCAGCAACAAAUCGAGAGCGACUUGCAGGAGGCUUCCCAGACGGCCUUGCCCGAAGACGACGAGGAUUUGUGAAGUGCAGGUGCUAGCAAAAUCGAAGGUGGUCGUGGCCACAACCUCUGCAGCGUUCAUAUUAUCGCCGAAUAAAAGUAACCCGAUUUUGUUAAAAUUAAAGGAAAAUUUCCCAAUUUGCCUCCUGAUUAUUUUAAAUUUCUCUUUACCUCCCUUAUUAAAUAGGUGAUUUUCAAUUUAUUUCAAUAGUGGGUUUCGAGCUAUAGAAAGGUUCUGGUAUGAUCCUGAUAUCGCUUUUGACCAAAAGUAACUGUUAUUAGCCAUUAGUGUUGCACAAGCUUGUACGCUUUAAGAUCAUCUCGCUGAAGCUGCAUUCCCUGCAAGGAUUUUUUAAUAAAAUACCUGAGUCGAA
This is a messenger RNA of Hyalella azteca, 1108 nucleotides long. It is a transcript of the gene Ran, whose product is annotated as GTP-binding nuclear protein Ran. Bases 109 to 759 code for a protein of 216 amino acids. The transcript is spliced from 4 exons. Gene Ontology annotation, cellular component: cytoplasm; nucleus. Lineage: Eukaryota; Metazoa; Arthropoda; Malacostraca; Amphipoda; Hyalellidae. The record is from RefSeq and is a predicted model, not a curated record. Gene Ontology annotation, molecular function: GTPase activity; GTP binding. Gene Ontology annotation, biological process: ribosomal subunit export from nucleus; protein import into nucleus.